Messenger RNA from Pararge aegeria (speckled wood butterfly), 1983 nucleotides. Its product is annotated as alkylated DNA repair protein alkB homolog 8. The transcript is spliced from 8 exons. The record is from RefSeq and is a predicted model, not a curated record. Gene Ontology annotation, molecular function: tRNA binding; S-adenosylmethionine-dependent methyltransferase activity. NCBI's taxonomy places the organism in Eukaryota, Metazoa, Arthropoda, Insecta, Lepidoptera, Nymphalidae. The coding region runs from base 127 to 1920 and encodes 597 amino acids. Gene Ontology annotation, cellular component: cytoplasm; nucleus. Gene Ontology annotation, biological process: tRNA wobble uridine modification.
ACCCUUUUUAGGGUUUCUAGUGUCAAAAUAAAAAAGUUAUUCAAAAUUCAGAUUCAUAUUCUUUCAAUUUGAUGAAGUUUAUUUUUUGGUUAUGUUUACGUUGAGUUUCAAUUUUUUCAUAAAAUUAUGGAUGCAACGAAAAAAUGUGAACGAAAGAGGAAACGAUUCACUGCACGCCUUAAAAGUUCUAAGGGAAUAUUAUGUAUAGACCAUCCGGGACCUAACAUAGUAUUGUGUAAUGUGGGUCAAGCAACAGGUUUUGAGAAAUUAGAUGUUCUGAAAUUGUUAGAAGCUGUGCAGUUAAAUGGGGACCAUUUGAAUUUUAUAGCUGAGAAGGGUGAAUCUCACUCGUACAUCGUAUUUAAUAACACUGAAAGUGCUAAAACUUUUUAUGACACAUACAAUGGUAAAGCACAUACAAGCGUACCUAUUUAUAUGAGCUAUGUUGACAAUGUUCCAAACAAUGAAGUUUUAUGCACAUCAGACAUUCCAAAUGGUUUAAAAAUCUUUGAAAACAUCAUAACGGCUGAAGAAGAGAAAUCAUACAUAAAAUUAUUUGACUGGAGUCUGGAGUUGGACGAGUCUAACUUAAAGAACCGUCAAGUGAAACAUUAUGGUUAUGAAUUCAGAUAUGGUAGUAAUGAUGUGGAUUUGCAUUCUCCGUUAUCUGAAAAAAUUCCACAACAAUGUGAUGCAUUGUGGGAAAAGCUUAGGAGUCAUUGUAUUGAUUUUAGGAUACCUGAUCAGUUGACUGUGAACAAAUACAGCCCUGGACAAGGUAUUCCGUCUCAUGUGGACAGGCAUAGUCCAUUUGGCGAUACUAUCCUAUCUCUCUCCCUCGGCUCUUCAGUGGUGAUGGAUUGGAGGCAUCACAGUGGUAAAUACGUACCACUCGAAGUACCAGCCAGGUCACUGCUUGUAAUGCAGGGGGAAGCAAGAUACGACUGGCAGCAUGGCAUCCAACCUAGGACAUGGGAUCCCGUUAUCGAAAUUCGAAAAGAUGGAGGCAAUGAAAUACGUGUAAUAACAAAUGACGUGUCGCAGAGACAAAUUCGGAUAUCACUAACGUUUCGCUCAACGAGGCAGGGCCUGUGUCAAUGUGGAUAUAAAACACUUUGCGACAGCGGAGUGAAGCCUGAGGCCAUCGAAGAUGAAACUGCUUCUCGAUUAGAAGAACUACAUGUGCAUCAGGUGUACGAACAAAUUGCGGGUCACUUCAGUUCCACGCGCCACAAGCCUUGGCCGAAAGUUGUGGAGUUCCUACAGUCAACGCCGCCCGGGUCCAUCGUGCUGGACCUGGGCGCUGGGAACGGGAAGAAUGUGCUGAAACGCGACGAUAUAUUCCAGAUAGCGGGUGAAAGAAGCGAGGGUCUGCUCCGGGAGUGCAAGUCGUACACUUCUGACGUGCCGCGCGCAGAUUGCAUGCGUCUUGAUCUACUUCGCACGCCUCUGCGAAGCGAAUGCGCGGACCGGGUUAUUUGUAUAGCCGUCAUACAUCACUUUAGUAGCCAGGCUAGAAGACUAGACGCGGUAUCCACAAUAGCCCGCCUCUUGCGUCCCGGCGGACGAGCGCUGAUCACAGUAUGGGCAAAGGACCAAACCAAAUCCAACUACCUCUGCAAAGACAAGGAGAACAGCGCGUCGAGCCUUCAUCACACGGUCGACGGCAUCAAUUUACCGAUACAUGAAAACCGAACGCAAUUUAAACAUAACGACUUGUUAGUACCGUGGAAAUUGAGAAAAAUUAAGGAGAAUAAAUUGGAAAAUCAAUCAAAUACGACAUUACUGAGGUAUUACCACGUGUUCGAGGAAGGUGAGCUGGAUCGGUUGUGCGGGGUUCCCGAUUUGGUGGUGGAAAGAAGUUUCUAUGAAGAGGGAAAUUGGUGUGUCAUUUGUAGAAAAGUUUGUUUAUCCUACUAAUCACUACUAAUAUUAUAAAUGUGAAUGUAGGUUUGUUUGUUACGCUUUCACAAGAAAACUACG